ACGCCAUCAUGGCGCCGGUCGUGCUGUUGCUACUUGUGCUGCUGAGCCAGCUGUCUCCCGCGCCCGCCCGAGUGGAGCACCGCAGCUCGAACCAGCUGUCGUCGCGCGGCCUGGACGCAACUGAGGCACGCGGCUGGGUGCGCGCCUGUUACCUUUUCCGAAAUGUGCCGCUCGACCAGAUCGAUCCCUGGCUCUGCACGCACUUGCUGGCCUUAUUCGGCCACGUGACCGCUGACGGCCUGCCGCAGGUGAACGACGCCGACCUGGACAAGCUUGCGCAACUGGUGCGCAUGCGCCAGCAACAGAACCCACUCCUGCGCAUCUGCCUGUCGUUUGCCUCCUCUGACGACGCGUUCGCCACGGCGGCCGCGUCCAACACUAGCCGCGCCAGCUUUGCCGCCGCCGCGGCGCAGCUGUUGCAGCAGACCGACCUGGACGGUCUCGACUUCGACUGGGAGUUCCCCGCCUACUUCCGACCGGGUCACGAGCGAAGGGACUUCUCGCUGUUGCUGGAGGCGACGGGCGCGGCGCUGCGCGCGCUGCCGCGGCCGCGCCUCCUCACUGCCGCCGUCGGUGCACCGUCAACCAUCGUCGCCGUGUCGUACGAGGUUCCGCGCAUCGCCGCCGCGCUCGACUUCGUCAGCGUCAUGACCUACGACUUCCACUUCUACCAGACGCUGACGCCGGCCACCGGCCACAACGCGCCGCUGUUCGCGUCGUCGCGCGACCGCGGCUUCCUGGCGACACUCAACACCAACUUCUCGGCCCACCUGUGGCUGGAUCGCGGCGUGCCACGCUCCAAGCUGCUGCUGGGCCUGCCGACCUACGGGCACGGCUGGCACCUGCGCGACCCGGCCGUCCAUGGCCUGUAUGCGCCCGCCUCCGGACCCUGGAAAAGCGGCUACGUCACCCUGGCGGACGUGUGCCGCCUGCUGCAGGGCAACGGCACGGCGGAGUGGGACCCGUUCGCACUGGCGCCGUACGCUUACAGCGGCGCCGAAUGGGUGAGUUUCGAGGACGCGCGCAGCGUGGCGGCCAAGGCGAGCCUGGUGCGCGCGCUCGACCUGGCCGGCGCCAUGACCUACAACCUGGACAACGACGACUGGGGCAACGUGUGUGGCCGCGGCGCCUUCCCGCUCCACCGGCUGGUCCGCGACAUGCUGCCCUCGCUGGAGCAAAACUGAAGCAGUCGGGGAUACACCGCGCCCGUUGGAUCAGCGCGUUCCUAGUGGCUGCCCUCGCUAGACCAGCGUAGGCCUGAUCGCUGCCCUCGCUGGACCAGCGUUGGCCUGGUCGCUGCCCUCGCUGGACCAGCGUGGGCCUGAUCGCUGCCCUCGCUGGACCAGCGUGGGCCUGAUCGCUGCCCUCGCUGGACCAGUGCGUGUCUGGUCCGGGGCAUGCUGUCCUCCCUAGACAUGUGGGUGACUUACGACAGAGUCAUGUUGUGGCUCUGUGGCAUGUAGCGGACCGGGCGGCGCAGGUCCGGUGUGCUCGCGCUGGAUGGCGUUUGGGAAGUUGAACAGAAAGUUCUAAGGAUACGUGGUAGUGAACUUUCACAUUACUUGGGGUCAAAGAGAUGUUUUAAACACGUGACAAUAAAUAUAGAAUGCACUUGACUUGUUUCAAAUGGUUCGGAAUCGUGGCAUCAAUUAAGACUAGCGCGACAUAAAAAACGUGAGCUUGUGCUGGAAUAAAUAAUGGACACUUUUCUUCGGACCUUUUUGGAGGCCAGGGGCAAAUUCGGGGAUGGGGGGAAUAGGGCCAUCGGCCAUGGGCCAUGGCCCCUGCAAAGUU
Molecule: messenger RNA, 1794 nt
Organism: Pollicipes pollicipes
Lineage: Eukaryota; Metazoa; Arthropoda; Thecostraca; Pollicipedomorpha; Pollicipedidae
Product: acidic mammalian chitinase-like
Exons: 1
Coding region: 9-1184 (391 amino acids)
Biological process (GO): chitin catabolic process; carbohydrate metabolic process
Cellular component (GO): extracellular region
Molecular function (GO): chitin binding; chitinase activity
Source: RefSeq, a predicted model, not a curated record